AUUCACCAGCGAACACACACACAGGAGAGAAGCCUUACAGCUGCUCUGACGGGAAAAAGUUUUGCUAGAUUAGAUGGAUUGAUGGUACACCAGCGAAUACACAGAGCAGAGAAACCUUUUAGCUGUGAUCAAUGUGGGAAGACACUCAGUCAGCACAUCAGGCUCUACACAAGAGAAUACACACAGGGGAAAAGCCUUAUCACUGCUCAGACUGUGGGAUGAGCUUUACUAACUCAAGCCACCUGGCAGCACAUCAGAGAAUACAUACAGGAGAGAAGCCUUAUGGCUGUGAUGAAUGUGGGAAGAGUUUUGUUAAUUCAGGAUCUCUGAUUAAACACAAGCAAACCCACACUGGAGAGAGGCCUUUCCAUUGCUCUGAAUGUGGGAAUUGUUUCGUUAGGUUGGCACAUUUAAAAUUCCACCAAAGAAUAUACACAGGAGAGAAGCCUUACUACUGCUCUGAAUGUGGGAUGAGUUUUACUCUGGCAAGCAACUUAAACAUUCACCAACGAAUACACACCAGAGAGAAGCCUUGUAGUUGUGAUCAGUGUGGGAAGAGAUUCACUCAAUCAGGAAUCCUGAUUAAACACAAGAGAAUACACACAGGAGAGAAGCCUUACCACUGCUCUGACUGUGGGAAGAGUUUUACUCAGUCAACCAUCCUGAUAUCACACCAGAGAAUACACACAGGAGUGAAACCUUAUAGCUGUGCUCAAUGUGGGAAGAGAUUCACCUCCUCAAAAGUUGUUAAAGUACAUCAGAAAAUCCAUACAGGAGAGAAACCUUUUAGCUGCUCUGACUGUGGAAAGAGUUUUCUUCUCUCAGGACAAUUAAAAUCACACCAGAGAACACACACAGGAGAGAAACCCUGUAGCUGUGAUGAAUGUGGGAAGAGUUACACUACAUUUAACAAUCUGAUGGUACACCAGAGAACACACACAGGAGAGAAACCUUAUUGCUGUGAUCAAUGUGGGAAGAGUUUUACUCAGCCACAUACCCUGAUAUCACACCAGAGAACACACACAGGAGAGAAAUCUUAUAGCUGUAGUCAAUGUGGGAAGAGUUUUACUUGGCCACACACCCUGAUAUCACACCAGAGAACACACACAGGAGAGAAACCGUAUAGCUGUGAUCAAUGUGGGAAGCAUUUUACUCAGUCAAGCCACUUGAUAUCACACCAGAGAACACACACAGGAGAGAAACCUCAUAGCUGUGCUCAAUGUGGGAAGAGUUUUACUACAUCUAGCCAGCUAACUACUCACCAGAGAACACACACAGGAAAUAAUCCUUAUAGCUGUACUCAAUGUGGGAAAAGUUUUACUCAGUCAAGCCACCUGAUAUCACACCAGAGAACACAUACAGGAGAGAAACCUCAUAGCUGUGAUCAAUGUGACAAGAGAUACUCUGAUAAAAGAUAUCUGAUUAAACAUCAGAAAAUACAUGCAUGAAGGAGUUUUCAUUAUGUCAAACAUUGUAGAAGGAGUAUUUGGUUGCUGAUUGUCUCAAGGGUGGGCAGUCAAAAGGUUUUGUGUUUUGCUUUUAGCCAGUGCAUCACAAUUUAUUUUGACUGCAAGUUUGAGUUUUUUUUGCGCUCGUUCCAAGGGGACGAGAGUUCUAGAAGCUAGUGGAGUUUUUUUCAAAAUUUGUUUUAAGAUUCUAUAGAAAGGAAAAGGUGAGAAAUAAUACUAUUGUAUAUUAUUAUUUAGAAAUAAAUGUUUUUUUCUUGUUUUUAAUUGUUGACAGCCAGUAGACACCAUGUUUAUA
Molecule: messenger RNA, 1764 nt
Organism: Salvelinus sp. IW2-2015
Lineage: Eukaryota; Metazoa; Chordata; Actinopteri; Salmoniformes; Salmonidae
Product: zinc finger protein 180-like
Biological process (GO): regulation of transcription by RNA polymerase II
Molecular function (GO): DNA-binding transcription factor activity; RNA polymerase II cis-regulatory region sequence-specific DNA binding
Source: RefSeq, a predicted model, not a curated record